Messenger RNA from Saxophila tyrrhenica, 3276 nucleotides. RefSeq lists its product as uncharacterized. Gene Ontology annotation, molecular function: aromatase activity; NADPH-hemoprotein reductase activity; flavin adenine dinucleotide binding. Gene Ontology annotation, cellular component: cytosol. The transcript is spliced from 2 exons. The record is from RefSeq and is a predicted model, not a curated record. Bases 1 to 3276 code for a protein of 1091 amino acids. NCBI's taxonomy places the organism in Eukaryota, Fungi, Ascomycota, Dothideomycetes, Mycosphaerellales, Extremaceae.
AUGGCAUGUCCGAUGGCGAGUAAUGCCGGCGAAAUGCCGGCCAACCACCCAACCACGGCCCAUAGCAGCGAAAAGAUGGAGGAAGUACCCAUCCCGCAGCCUCAACCCCGGUUUCUGGUUGGCAACCUCUUCGAAAUGGAUCCGGACUUCCCCUCACGAUCAGUUCAACGGAUGGCCAAAACGUAUGGAGAGAUCCUGCAACUUCAACUUCCCGGGCGGCGGAUUAUCGUCGUCUCUUCACAACGACUAGCCGACGAAGUCUGCGACCAGGAACGUUUCUUCAAAGAACCGUCUAGGGUUCUGAGAGAGCUACGGCCAUUGACCGGAGAUGGCUUGUUCACCAGUGCCCACAAAGAUGGACGAGCGAUGAAGAGGGAGGAGAACUGGUGGAAAGCUCAUCGAUUACUGGUCCCUGCAUUCGGUCCGCUCGGAUUGAGAAAAAUGGCAGAAGAUAUGAUUGACAUCUCGGCACAGAUGAUGUUGAGGUGGGACCGACUUGGCGAGAACCACCUUAUCGACUGCUCGGACGAUUUCACGAGGUUGGCGUUCGACACAAUUGGUCUCUGCAGCUUUGGGUACCGAUUCAACGAGUUCUACAGCGAUGAAGCACAUCCUUUCGCCACACAGAUGGCAGAUGUGCUGAAGAUGUCUGGGCGGCGGACUAAUAGGACAGAGUUCCAGAAUUGGCUCCAUCGCUGGGAGGAGCAGGACCGACAGGAGAAAGUAGCAUCGAUGCUCGAGCUGGUGGACCAGAUCGUCGAGGAGCGAAAGGCGCAUCCCAAGCCGGUUGCGAAGGACCUUCUCAACACCAUGCUCUACUCCGUCGAUCGGGAGUCAGGUGAGACCCUGACGAAGGAAAAUGUUGCGUUCAAUAUGGUCACCUUCCUUGUUGCCGGGCACGAAACCACUUCCGGGACGCUAUCUUUCCUCUGGUACAACCUUCUCAAGAACCCGGAAGCAUUCCAUAAGGCUCAGAAGCAGGUCGACGAAGUUGUUGGCGACCACGUCCUGUCCGUGGAAAUGCUACCCAAGCUGACCUACAUCGAUGCAUGCAUCAAGGAGACGCUGCGGCUCAAUAGUCCGAUUCCGUUGUUCUCAGUUAUCCCAACAGACGACACUCUCCUCGGCGGCAAGUAUCGUAUUGAAAAGAGCGAUGCUAUCACCGUAAACCUGGCGGGUGUUCACAACGAUCCUGCAGCAUGGGGCCCAGACCACGGCGAGUUCCGACCUGAAAGAUUCUUGGACGGCAAGUUUCAGAACUUACCCUCCUCGUCUUGGAAACCCUUCGGCAACGGUCUGCGGGCAUGCAUCGGACGCGGCUUUGCAGAACAGGAGAUGCUGCUCAACACUGCCAUGAUUCUGCAACGCUUCAGUCCAGAAAUGGCUGAUCCAGGCUACGAUCUGGAGAUCAAGUCUACACUGACGAUCAAGCCCGAAGGUUUCUACAUGAGGGUGCGACGUCGGCCAGGAAAGAGCCUGUUGACUGGUAUUCCAGGCGGCGUGCCGAGUAAAGCGGACCACAAGCAGGCUGCUGAUGAGAAGAGCGAAGCCGCCGCUGGGGUCGGUGCAAAGGAAAAGCAGAAAUCUGUUUCGAUCUUCUUUGGAGGAAACAGUGGCACAUGCGAGGGCUUCUCACAAGCGCUGGCAACCAGUUUGAGUGAGCGCGGUAUCCAAGCUGAGAUUUCAAAUCUGGACAGCGCGGCAGAAAACCUCAGUAAGGACACUACGAACUUCAUCAUUACGGCAUCGUACGAAGGUCAACCUCCUGACAACGCCAAAAAGUUCGUUUCGUGGUUGCAGACGCUGGAGGGUUCCGACACACUGAAGGACGUCAAGUACUCCGUAAUGGGAGUCGGUAACUCCGACUGGGCCUCAACAUUCCAUCGUAUCCCCAAGCUGAUUGAUGAGAAAAUGGGGGCAGUUGGAGCGGAGGCGGUCCUUCCUGCAGGCUUCACCAAUGUCAAAGCAGAUCUUAUCGGGCCCUUCGAAGACUGGUCAGACGCUGUGGUGAAGACAUUGACAGCUGCGGGCGGGUCUCCCAUGCAGGAUGAGAAGCCAACACUCAAGGUAUCUGUCGAACGCAGCUCCGUCGCAAAACAGCUCGGAGAGGAGAAGAUGGGCACUGGGAUUGUACUCAAGAACGAACAGCUGGCAGACACAUCCGUGGGCCUGGAGAAGAGGCAUAUGGACGUCAGACUGCCACACGGCAUGAAUUACAAAUCUGGAGAUUAUCUUGUUGUUGCGCCGCGCAAUCCAGAAGAAGCUGUGCACAGGGUCAUGCGGUACUUUGGCUACGACGAGCAAACCAAGAUCAGCGUCACAGGGUCGAAGAAGACGUUCCUACCCAGUACGCCGACUCCAGUCGAGGCCUUCCUCAGAGACUACGUCGAACUGGGGUUUCCCGUCACCAAACGACAACUGAAGAUCAUUGCCGGCUAUGCAAAGGACCACUCUGCCGACCAUCUCCUGAAGGACGAGGUUGGCGAUAAGCUGUCCGAGAAGCGUUACUCGAUCGUGGACGUCCUGAUCGAGAAUCAUGUCAGCCUUCCCUUCGAUGUCUACAUUGACAUGCUUCUUCCUUUGACACCACGGCAAUAUUCCAUAUCCUCCAGCCCGCUCGCAGAAGGCCAUGAGGACAUCGUGUCCCUGACAUACGACGUACACUCCGCACCCGCCCUGUCCGGACACGGCAUCUUCGAAGGCGCCUGUUCCACCUUCCUCUCCGGACGGAAACCUGGAGAUGCCGUCUCCUGCUUCGUGCGCCAAACUAACGUCGGCUUUCGUCUUCCGGGAGACCCCCAGACCCCGAUCAUGAUGUUCUGCGCAGGCACAGGCAUCGCUCCGAUGCGUGCCUUCCUCCAAGAGCGAGCCGCCAUAGCAGAAGCUGGCUCACGCAAGCUAGGUCCGGCCCUGCUCUUCUUCGGCUCUCGAGACGCCGAGAAGGACUACCUCUACAGGUCUGAGCUGCUCGAGUGGGAGAAGCUGGGAAUCGUGACGCUGUAUCCCGCGCACAGCCGAAUGCCGGACAGUGGCACGGAAGGCCAUCCCAAGUACGUCCAAGAUGCCAUCUACGAGCAUCGUGAGGAGUGCGCGAAGCUGUUCACCGAGGAAAAUCAAGGCCGUAUCUAUGUCUGUGGGAGCGCAGCGAAGCUGGGACAGAGCUGUGCAAAUGUUUGUAAGCAGAUCUAUUCUGAGAGGAUGGGCAAGGAUGAGGAAGAGGCAGAGGCAUGGCUCCAGCGUGUACGGACGAGCCGGUACGUGAGCGAUGUAUAUUAA